AUGACGGGAGGUAAGGUUCAGGUCGUACUCCCGUACCUGACCUGCUGUGCUGUUAUGGCAUCCAACUUUAGCUCCAACUUCCAGCUUCAGCUCUCCAGUCAGCCUUCAAAUCAUCGAACCUCGCCGCAUCAUAUUCGUGACCGAGUACCAAAGUUGCCAAAACUCCGAACCAUCUCCACGAUCCAUCCAGCCCACGCAAUUAGUUUGCCUUCGUCCAAUUUCCAUCAAAUUUCUCGGAACCAUGAAGAGGCGAGGAAUCUAACUGGAUCGGGCAAAUACCAGCCACUCAAGCUCGAGAGGGAUAAUAUUCCUGCUCUAUUCGUACAGAUACCGUCGCUCACCAUCCCAUCCCGCUCGACAGAGCAGGGCCCAGUCAUCACUAGGAUUCAGGGAUUGCCAGUAAAGAUUUUCAAUCACGAGGAUGGAAUCGAUAGAUUUGCCUGCCCUCGAGCACAGAGGCAUCAAGCCAUCAACAACAGCACAGGCGUUCGAAGGCGGUACCUGAGCUCACGCAGUGCACCAUACCAUUACGCAAACGCUCAGAUUUUGGCCCGCGGGACGGUGAAAUGGAGCGCACGAGAUUUGCAAGGCCUGGCACGCACCCGAUCCGUCCGGAGCACAACUAGCCACUUUCAGACACCACGACCCCGGUGUCCAGUACCCACAGAAACAUGGCAGGGGAAACCAAAGGGCGGAUGGCCGGGUUAUGGGACGCUUCAAGGAUGUUUACUGGGGUGCGUCAAGACGUCUAGGGGGGCAGCACUAUACACGACUACAGCACACGGGCUAAUGGCAAGCGGUGCUGGACUUCCGGGCUAUUUAGGGGGGUCCCAUUCGGGGUGGACUGGACCAAGGCAGUGGGACGAUGAUGUGGCCGGUUGGGUCAUCAUCGUUGAGCUGUCCAGAGAACUCGAGGCUCGAAACUUCAGGCCAUCCAGCUACAAGGAAAAAGAGGAAAGACGGCGUGAUGAAAGUCGCUUUCCAGUUGCACACUGGGCCAUGUUAUCCUGGUUCAUCAAUACUUGCUUCUGGAUCAAGCGAAACAAAAUGCCUUGCUUCAUAGGAAGGCGGGUGUUAAUGAGCACUGACGUCGCCCAUGUGUCUACCGAGAGAGGCUCGCAGAUUACCGUCUUGCAAGAACCCGAGGCUGGAAGAGAGGCGACCCUCGCUAGAACCCGGACCGCCGAUUUGGUUGGCAAUUUCGCCCCGGCUCCGGAACUCGAAAGGGAGGACAUGAACAAGGGCGAGUCGCGAAAGGCCUGGCCGGAGAAGAAGCCUUACACAGCUUCCAGAAUCCAAUGA
Colletotrichum lupini is the source of this 1302-nucleotide messenger RNA. RefSeq lists its product as uncharacterized. Lineage: Eukaryota; Fungi; Ascomycota; Sordariomycetes; Glomerellales; Glomerellaceae. The record is from RefSeq and is a predicted model, not a curated record. The transcript has 13 exons. Bases 1 to 1302 code for a protein of 433 amino acids.